This is a messenger RNA of Penicillium brevicompactum, 774 nucleotides long. RefSeq lists its product as uncharacterized. Bases 1 to 774 code for a protein of 257 amino acids. The record is from RefSeq and is a predicted model, not a curated record. NCBI's taxonomy places the organism in Eukaryota, Fungi, Ascomycota, Eurotiomycetes, Eurotiales, Aspergillaceae. The transcript is spliced from 2 exons.
AUGGGAUCUGUCACUUAUAGAGAUGGCAUUGCUAUCCUUCAGCUCAUCGUUUUUCCUUUCAUCAUUGCGGCAUCUCUAUUUAUCUGGAAGAAAACUGGCUGGAGAGUCGGCAGCAGGAUUUGGCGAUACCCUGCCACUUUAUCCCUCAUCCGCAUUGCUGGCAGCAUCUGCACAUUGUUGACAAUCACCGACAAAUCUCGCAAUAUCAUUAUUGGCGCAUACGUUUGUGAGCUGAUCGGUAUCGCGCCUCUACUCUUGACCUACAUUGGAGUGCUACGACAAAUUGACACGGAAGAGCGAAUCCCUCGUCGGGGGUCAAACCUGAUUGCUAUUGUCACCAUCAUUGGCCUCAUCCUCGGUAUCGCGGGUGUUAGCGAAGCCGAUGAUAAUGGAGAUUACAAGAACAAUCUCACAAUGGCUGCGAUGGGCAUUUUCCUCGCCGUCUUUGUGAUCUUCGUCCUUAUGACCAUUUGGCUCUGGCUUCAAACUCACUAUAACCUGAGAGUGUUUCAAAAGAAGCUGUUCCUCGCUGUUGCCAUUUCUAUUCCCUUCGUUUUGGUUCGUGUCGUCUACUCCGCGCUCAGUGACUACAGCGACAUUUCUCGGUUCCAAAUUAACAGCAGCGAUACUGUUUAUUUGUGUAUGUCGGUCUUGGAGGAGAUCGUUGCCAUGGUCGUCACCGUGGGCUUGGGAACUUCGGCUGUGCUUCAAAGAGAUUUUGUCAAGUUUGGUUCGUCGGAGCAGAGCUCUGAGCCCAAGAUUGAUGCAGUUUAA